UCUAGGGCGACUUUUGAAAACCUGUACAACGAAAUCGAUCAACGAUAUUUAUGUAAACAUUGUUGUGUCCUCAAACGUUUUUAGCUGUUACCAAGCAUGGAGUUCGACCAAGUUUUGUCCCUCUUGGGCCAGCUUGGAAAGUACCAGGUUCAGCUUUUCUUUGCCAUAGCUUUGCCAACCAUGUCCGCAUCGCUACUCAACUUGAGUGCGGUAUUCAUUAUGGCGGCACCAGAUUUCAGGUGUGCGAUACCAGGCUUAGAGAAUGAUACGUACACCGUCCAGGAUGACCAUCACCAGUCACUCAUCAAUGCAACCAUUCCCCGCGGAGAGACAUGCAAGAUAUAUUCCAACACCAGCGGAGUGAACCGAACCACCCAGGGGUGUUCGGCAUGGGUUUAUGACACAAGUGUCUUUCUAUCCACUGCCGUUACCGAUUUUAACCUGGUUUGUGAAUACAAGAUUCUCUCCUCUGUUGUGACCAUGGCUUUCAUGUUUGGAAUGCUCGUUGGAGGAUUCGUUUGCGGCAGGAUCAGUGACAAAUUUGGACGCCUCACGGUUAUCGUUGUCGGAAGCGUUCUCCAAGGAAUCUCCGGACUGGCCUUUGCCUUCUCCGUCAACAUCUACAUGCUGAUCGGCUGCAGGUUCCUCAUGGGAUUCUUUGGUCUGGGCAUCUACGCUAGUUGUUUUGUCUACGUUCUCGAGAUUGUUGGGCCCGACAGACGGACGGCCGCUGGUAUUGGACAAAGCUUCUAUCAUUCUUUGGCGAACGUCCUCAUCACGCUUCCAGCGUACUUCAUAAGGGAUUGGGUAUAUCUCUCUAUCACGCUGUCAUCGGUCAGCUUUCUCGUCAUCCCAUACUGGUGGUUAUUUCCAGAAUCACCCCGAUGGCAGAUAGCGAAGGGCCGCAAGAAAGAAGCAGUGAAAUUCAUCAGAAAAGCUGCCAAGACAAAUAGGAAGAUAAUCCCAGAGAAGAUCUUCGAGGAACUGGAUCUGGCGAUAUCUGACGACCAACCCAAGGGGUCUCUUUUAGAUGUCUUGAAAAGUGGAGUGAUGUUGAGGAGAACUGCUAUCGUUUGCCUGAACUGGGGUGCUAUUGCCAUGGGUUAUUAUGGACUGUCAUUGAACUCUGGCAACAUGGUUGGUGAUAUAUUCGUCAACUUCCUAAUAUCGGGUGCCAUUGAGAUUCCGGCUGGAAUCUUUGCCCUAGUAGCUUUGGACAGGAUCGGGCGACGGGGUGUACAUGUGUUCUGUAUGAUCCUGGGAGGCCUUGGGUGCCUCGCUACCAUUCCUGUCGUUAUCUUUGCCGAUUCUUCUCUUUCGUCAUGGCUUCUGAUAGUCCUUUCGAAUGUCGGCAAAUUUGGAUUGUCAGCCGGAUUCAAGGUCAUGUAUGUCUACACGGCAGAGUUAUAUCAUACCACUGUCAGGUCCGCUGCUAUUGGGAUAAAUUCUAUAUCAGCAAGGAUGUUCUCCAUGGCUGCCCCAUACAUUGCCGACUUGGGUGUUCUAAUCGGCGGUAACUUCUCGCAAGUACUACCUCAGAUAGUUUUUGGUAGCGCUGGUCUCAUCGCCGGGAUAUUUGCCGUCUUUCUACCUGAAACCCUAAACACCGUGUUGCCUAAAACUUUAGAGGAUGCCAUAGCCCUCGGGAACAAGAAAAAACACUGCAACAACGAGGCACACUUUGAAGCCGCCAACCCCGCCUUUGUAAAGGACGAAGAUGUUAACGUAGAAAUGAAGGAAAUGGACACAAAAUACUAGUCCAAGUGUAAAGGAUAACAAAGCUUCUUGACAACCAGCCAUCUAUAUGAGAGACAACUAUAAACGGAAGCUGAUAUAUCUAUUAUGCAACUUUAAAACAAAC
Messenger RNA from Lineus longissimus, 1861 nucleotides. RefSeq names its product organic cation transporter protein-like. Bases 97 to 1758 code for a protein of 553 amino acids. The transcript is spliced from 10 exons. Gene Ontology annotation, cellular component: membrane. Gene Ontology annotation, molecular function: transmembrane transporter activity. The record is from RefSeq and is a predicted model, not a curated record. Gene Ontology annotation, biological process: transmembrane transport. Lineage: Eukaryota; Metazoa; Nemertea; Pilidiophora; Heteronemertea; Lineidae.